Molecule: messenger RNA, 1621 nt
Organism: Diprion similis
Lineage: Eukaryota; Metazoa; Arthropoda; Insecta; Hymenoptera; Diprionidae
Product: histidine-rich glycoprotein-like
Exons: 2
Coding region: 71-1621 (516 amino acids)
Source: RefSeq, a predicted model, not a curated record
AUAAAAGGCUACGCUUGUCCGGAUUUGGUAUCUAGUUGUCUGCAGCUGAUCACAUCACAAACACUUCAGGAUGGGCACUUGGAUAUGGCUUCUGGCUCUCGUCGUCGUCGCGGCCGGUGCCCCGCAAAAUGCACAAUUUAAGAAACAAGCUGGGCUGGUCCCAUCCAUUCAGCUUCCCGUUAGUUCAGCAGCUACGAAUACUGUUCGUUUGGAGGCACCACAGGCUUUUCAGGCACCUGGUGGAAGUGUAGCAAUAACAACCAGUGCCCCUUCACCGACGAAGGUCAACCAAAAAAGACAACUUCCUGGGAUAGGAAAUUUCGGCUUUAUUGGCCAUAGCAUUCCAGCUCAACCGCUUAGAUUCCCGUCUCCCGGUGUAGCACCUAUUGGACAUGGCCAAAAUGCCGCGCUGGGCUUGCUACCGUCAAAUUCAAACAUCGAAAACAGAAUCAGUGUGGAUCCUGGUACGGCACAUUUCGGGAAUUUAGCUGCCCCUGAUUUGCACCACGCUCAAAAACGACAUCACCUUGGGAAUUAUCAACACCAUGCAAGUCACAGUCAUAAAAGUGAUCAUCAUCAUGGUCAUCACCAUAGCGCAAAACAUCAGCAUCACGAAGAUCAUAAGCAUAAAUCGAGUCAUGGUCAUAAGCAUGGACAUCAGCAUCAUGAAGAUCACAAACACGAGGAAGACCAUAAGCAUAAGCAUGGCCACGAUCAUAGCCACAAACACGGUCACGAUCACGAUCACAAACAUAAGGGUGAACACGAGCACCAUCAUGGUCACGAACAUCACUCAAAACAUGAGCACCACGAAGAACACAAGCAUCAUGGUGAACAUCAUCACCACCACAAGCAUGCUCAUCACAAUGAGCAUCAUCAUCAUCACGAGCAUCAUCAUAUCAACGAGCACCACCACCACCACAGCCACAAGGAAACGGAGACCCAUCACCACCAUCACGGGCAUGACCAUAAAGAAGAUCAUAAACACGAUCACGAGGAAAAACACGAUCAUAAACAUGGGCAUGAGCACAAACAUGGCCACGAAGAAGAACACAAGCACGAUCAUCAUGAAGACCAUCAUCAUUCUCAUCACCAGGACCACAAGCAUGGCCACCAUGAAGACCACAAGCAUAGUCAUCAUGAAGAACACGGUCACAAGCAUGGCCAUGAUCAUAAACACGAUCAUCAUGAAGAACACGAUCACAAGCAUGGUCAUGAUCACAAACAUGACCAUCAUCAAAAACACGAUCACAAGCAUGGUCAUGAACAUAAACAUGAUCAUCACGAAGACCACAAGCAUUCCCAUCACGAGAAUCACAAGCAUGGCCACAAUCAUAAGCAUGAUCACGAGCAUCAGGAAGAGCACGGUCAUCAUGGGAAUCAUCACCAUAAGCAUAGUGAAGUGGAAUAUCAUAAACACCACGGCGGUCACAAACACUUUGGCCAUCACUUUGGAGAGUCAAAAGCCUACGAAGAGUACGCUUUUGCUGAAGAAAGUGCUCCGGCAGCUGCAUCAUCGAUUGUGUUUGGAAUUCUUAGUAAAGAUGAACCGUCCACAGAAGGUACAGCUGUAAAUGACCCUCCGGAAUUGCAUCCAGCAGCUACCGUCAUACAAGUAUAG